Molecule: messenger RNA, 324 nt
Organism: Caenorhabditis briggsae
Lineage: Eukaryota; Metazoa; Nematoda; Chromadorea; Rhabditida; Rhabditidae
Exons: 3
Coding region: 1-324 (107 amino acids)
Source: RefSeq, a predicted model, not a curated record
AUGGCUCCUCGUAAAAACAAGCCGAUCGUCCAAGUUCAAGGAUAUGCAAUGCGAUUCAAAAAAAUGAACAAAAAUGGAACAGAGCUUUUUUACUGUGUCGAGCGAGAAAGACGAGCUCGAUGUGAUGCAGCUUAUCAUUUCGACAGAAUGAACAACACGCUCACUGUUAAAAAUCAGCAUGCGAGACACGACGAGGAUUUUGUCAGAAGUGAACCGAUUUGCCAAUUUCCGAAAGACACCUUUUCAACUUUUUCAGUACAAAAACAAGAACAAUUGGGUGUCCUUCAGGAAUCGGAAAACGAUGAAAAUGUUGAGGGUUGCUGA